AUGGCCUAUUACGUUUCCGAUGUGUUACCGCAUAAAAAGAGAAGGAAGGUGGUUACUUCGUCGUUUUCUUUGCCAGAUGCGGUUGCUAUAAGUUGCUUUGCCCUUGUUUCAAGAUUUGACCAUGCAGCUUUGUCUCUCGUCUCCAAAAGCUUCCGCUCUAUGCUUGUUUCCGAUGAUCUUUACCAAACAAGAUCGUCGAUGGGUUACACUGAGAAGUUCCUCUACGUUUGUUUAUGCGAGCCUCCUAACCUAACCCCACGUUGGUUCAUCAUCCGCCCGAGUCUAGACUCUGCCACGGGGAAGGAAGUGAAUCUUGCUCGUCCCAUCCCUUCGUUUCCUUGUCAGCCACGUAAAGGAUCCUCUGUUUUGGCGUUGGACUGGGGGAUCUAUGUCAUUGGUGGAUGGGUUAAUGGUAUGCCUACGUCAGGUGUCUUGCUCUUGGAUUGUCGAUCUCACAAGUGGCGUCACGUGACGUCCAUGAGAGUGGCUCGUGUUUUUGCAGAGGCUUGCGUGGUGGAUGGGAAGAUUCAAGUGUUGGGAGGCUGCGAGGACAAGAACGACUUGGGAGAAGUGUUUGAUCCAAAGACACAAUCUUGGACUGAUGUGAAAGUUUUAAAGGUUGAGGAGAAGAAGGUUUACGUUGUGGACUCAUGGAAUAGAAGCUUUUACCACUUGCAGAGACAGAGUAUUCAAGGCUCAAAGCCUAGGAAUAGCGUAUAUAGCAAGGAUUGGUGUGUUGUAGAUAAGUUGAUAUACAGUUGUGGUGUGGACGGUGGUAUAUACUGGUGUGAGCCAAAUGAUUUGGAUCAGUGUGAGGCAGUGGGAAGAUAUUGGAGGAAGGUGAAUGGUUUGCAGAAUCUAUACAAGAUGCUACGUGAUUCGAGAGCAGUCCACUUUGGUUGUAAGAUGGUGAAGAUGUGGGAGUCAUACAAGAUGAUGUACAAUAUCAACAAAAACCUUGAAGAGUUGCUUCCGGAGAACAAAUUGACCAAUCUUGGUCAGAAUGUUUUGGUCUUUGGGGAAUGGCUCGGUGGUGUUUUUGGUCAAGAGAGGUUGGAGAUUUUGUGUGUGGAGAUUUGCUUGGAAAGGCUUAGUGGAAACGAGAUUUUGGGCAGGACUGUGUGGUUGGAGCGGAUCCUUGUAAUCGAUCUUUGCACAGUCGAUCCUCUCUUGUAUAACUCUAAAAUCUUGUAUCAUACCCAUGUUGAUGUUUGAAAACUUUGAUUUAUAUAUCUUUGUGCUUUAUUAAGUGUUUAUUCUUGUAUAUGGUUAGUAAAAUCACAGUUCUAAUAAGAAGCUGUUCAAGUGUUUA
Capsella rubella is the source of this 1312-nucleotide messenger RNA. RefSeq names its product putative F-box/kelch-repeat protein At3g24610. Gene Ontology annotation, molecular function: protein binding. The transcript has a single exon. The coding region runs from base 1 to 1215 and encodes 404 amino acids. Lineage: Eukaryota; Viridiplantae; Streptophyta; Magnoliopsida; Brassicales; Brassicaceae. The record is from RefSeq and is a predicted model, not a curated record.